Messenger RNA from Lactuca virosa, 1856 nucleotides. The record is from the annotation of a GenBank genome assembly. Lineage: Eukaryota; Viridiplantae; Streptophyta; Magnoliopsida; Asterales; Asteraceae.
CUAUACUUCCCCUCUGUGUGUGAAAAUAUAAAAACCCCUUUUGCGUAUACAAAUAUAUUAUCGAUUUACAAGGAUGUUGCAACAGCUAGUUUUGUAAAAGAGCAUGAGUUUUCAAGAAGUCCCAACAGAUUUGACAACCAUACCAAACCAACCUUAGAUGCAUCCCUCUCCUCUUCUUCCCUGUUUCUUUAAGCAAUUUUCACAUACCCAUCUCUCUCUAUUUUCUAUUUAUCAAUUUCCCCUUUCGAUUCCAAAACCUAAUUUGCAAGAAAGGGUCUUCUUCCAAUCCAACAACUACUUCGUCUAAUGACAUUCCAACUAUCUCUUCGCCCAUUUAAGUAAAUAAAACGUUGUGGUUUUCUCUCAUUACCCAAAACAAAAAACUCUCGAGUUGCACUUCUUGUUUGUAGAUUUGAAGGAUUAUUGAAGAUACCCAAGACUAAAGAUGAGGAAUCGGAGUUGGGGUUUUAUUUUGCUGGUUUUGUCUGCUAUCGUGUUGAAUCUUGAUGCUUUUGAGCUUCGUAAAGGUCAAAAAACCGAGAGAAUUUCAGGUAGUGCAGGGGAUGUAUUGGAAGAUGAUCCAGUUGGAAGGUUAAAAGUGUUUGUUUAUGAGCUUCCAAGUAAAUACAACAAGAAAAUAUUACAAAAAGACCCUCGAUGUCUCAACCACAUGUUUGCAGCUGAAAUUUACAUGCACAGAUUCCUGUUAUCAAGCCCUGUUAGAACCCUAAAUCCAGAAGAAGCCGAUUGGUUUUACACCCCUGUUUACACCACUUGUGACCUAACACCAAAUGGCCUCCCUUUACCUUUCAAAUCACCUCGUAUGAUGAGAAGUGCAAUUCAACUUAUAUCCUCCAAUUGGCCUUAUUGGAAUAGAACCGAAGGAGCUGAUCAUUUCUUCAUUGUCCCACAUGAUUUUGGUGCUUGUUUUCAUUAUCAAGAAGAAAAGGCGAUUGAAAGAGGAAUUCUUCCUCUUCUUCAAAGGGCUACUUUGGUUCAAACAUUUGGUCAAAGGAAUCAUGUUUGUUUGAAAGAGGGUUCGAUCACAGUUCCCCCUUAUGCCCCUCCACAAAAGAUGCAGUCUCAUUUGAUCCCUCCAAGUAUUCCAAGAUCCAUUUUUGUUUACUUUAGAGGCUUGUUUUAUGAUGUAGGAAAUGACCCUGAAGGUGGUUAUUAUGCAAGAGGAGCAAGAGCAGCAGUGUGGGAAAACUUCAAAGACAAUCCUCUUUUUGACAUCUCAACAGAACAUCCAACAACAUACUAUGAAGACAUGCAAAGAGCUGUUUUUUGCUUAUGUCCACUUGGGUGGGCCCCAUGGAGUCCAAGACUAGUUGAAGCAGUUAUCUUCGGUUGCAUUCCAGUUAUCAUAGCAGAUGACAUUGUCUUACCUUUUGCUGAUGCGAUUCCAUGGGAAGACAUUGGUGUGUAUGUGGAUGAAAAAGAUGUUCCAAAUUUGGACACCAUUUUGACAUCAAUUCCAACAGAAGUGAUAUUGAGGAAACAGAGAUUGCUUGCUAAUCCUUCAAUGAAACAGGCCAUGUUGUUCCCUCAUCCUGCUCAAUCAGGUGAUGCUUUUCAUCAGAUCUUGAAUGGGCUUGCACGUAAGUUGCCUCAUGAUAAGAGUGUUUAUUUGAGGAAAGGGGAGAAGGUCUUGAAUUGGACUGCAGGUCCUUUAGCUGAUCUUAAGCCUUGGUAGAUUUCAAAAUGUCUGUUGUUAAAAGAAAUCAUGGGCUGAAAUCUUGACUGUUGUAUUUCAAAAGUUAUAGAAUUUUUGGGGAUUUUUUGUUGGGUUUUUUACACUGUAGUUGAUCUUGAAGGGAAUGGAUGAUUAUUAAAUCUUAUGGACUUUUGCACUC